GGGACAAGGCCAGCUGGUGGACUGACGGGUUUUUUCUUUGGUCUUUUUGUUUUCUUCCUUUUUCUUCAACGUCGACUUGCUUGCGGUGCCAUUUCGAGUCGGUGUUCUUGGUUGUAAAAGAGACGAGUCACGCAUAAGCAAAGACUCUACUGGGCCUUACUCAGUACCGGAAGACGACAUACUUUUGAACCCUCCCUUUUAUCUACUUUUUUCACCCUUGUCGCCAUGUCAAUCUACAAUUUCAAAAAGGUGCAAGUCGUACCGUCCGCGACGGACUUUGUCGACAUUGUUCUUUCAAAGAUUCAGCGCAAGACGCCUACGGUCGUCCACGCCCACUACCAAAUCUCCAGGAUUCGUCAAUUCUAUAUGCGCAAGGUCAAGUUUGCGCAAGACUGCUUUGAUGAAAAGUUGGAACAUAUUUUGGGUGAUUUUCCAAAGUUGGAUGAAAUUCACCCAUUCUACGCCGAUUUGAUGAACGUACUCUACGACCGUGACCAUUACAAACUUGCUCUGGGUCAAAUUAACACGGCAAAGCAUCUCAUUGACAACGUGGCAAAAGACUAUGCCCGCUUACUCAAGUUUGGUGACUCUCUCUACCGAUGCAAACAGCUUAAAAAGGCGGCUCUCGGACGGAUGGCCACCAUCAUGAAGAGACAAAAGGACAGUUUGGCAUAUUUGGAGCAGGUUCGACAGCAUUUGGCCCGUUUGCCAAGCAUCGAUCCCAACACCCGAACAUUGCUGGUCUGUGGGUAUCCAAAUGUGGGGAAGAGUAGUUUUAUGAACAAGCUGACGAGAGCGGAUGUGGAGGUGCAACCCUACGCAUUCACAACAAAGAGUUUGUUUGUUGGACACAUGGACUAUAAAUACCUGAGAUGGCAGGUGAUUGAUACCCCUGGAAUCCUCGACCACCCGUUGGAAGAGCGCAACACUAUUGAAAUGCAGUCCAUUACGGCACUUGCUCAUCUUCGUGCAUGUAUCAUGUUCUUCAUAGACCUGUCCGAACAAUGCGGCUACAGCAUCGCUGAGCAAGUUAAACUUUUCCACGCCAUCAAGCCUCUAUUUGCCAAUAAGCCGACUCUUCUCGUGAUCAACAAGAUCGAUGUUAUGAGGCCAGAGCAACUUGGACCCAAUGAGAAGGCUUUGAUUGACGAGAUUUUGAGCGAUGAUGAAGUGACGAUGGUGCAAAUGAGUACCUUCACCGACGAAGGAGUAAUGGAUGUGAAGACAACUGCCUGUGAUAAGCUUCUAGCAGCGCGUGUUGAGAUGAAGAUGAAGGGGCAAAAGGUUGGCAAUAUUCUGAACAAACUCCACUUGUCUCAACCGGUGGCACGCGACGACCGAGAACGUCCUGCCGCUAUUCCGGAAAGUGCAAAGAUCCGCGUCAAGUAUGAUCCCAAUGACCCUAACCGCCCGAAACUGGAGAAGGAUAUCGAAAGAGAACAGGGUGGUGCAGGUGUUUACAACGUUGAUCUCAAGAAGGUGUAUCGCCUGGAGAACGACGAAUGGAAAUAUGACACUAUCCCCGAGAUCAUGGAUGGAAAGAACGUUGCAGACUUUGUUGACCCUGAGAUUGAAGCCAAGCUGGAUGCCCUUGAGCGAGAAGAGGAGCGUCUUAUCGCCGAAGGAUUCUACGAGGAGGAAGAGGAGAUGGUUGACGAAGAGGAGCAAGCCAUUCGGGAUGCGGCUUCUGAAAUCAAGGCCAAAAAAGAGCUCAUUGUUCAAGCACAUCGUGCAUCCAAAGGCAAGAAUCGACCCGUCAUUCCCAAAAAGUCUCAAAUGCGGACUGUGGACGAUCUGGAAAAGCAACUGUCAACAAUGGGAGUGGGCGCUGAUGCUCUGCUCGAUCGUGCACGAAGCAGAACUCGUAAAAGGGCGCGAUCAGAGUCACGAGCGGAGGAUAUUGUGCGGGAACAGAGUAUGGCUCCGAGCAGCAAGAAACAGGCUACGAGUGUCGUACGGGACCGCAGCGUAAUGGGAUUGCGGAAUGCAAAGCAAAAGGCAGUUGCGGAAAGUAUGAAGAAAAAGUCACAAACGCAGUCAAACUUGUACGCCAAGGCUGGAGAGUCCGACCGCGCCAUCCAGGUCAAAAAGCCCAGACAUCUGUUUGCUGGCAAGCGCAGUACUGGAAAGACAGAUCGUCGUUAGGUAUACGGCAAAAAUGGUGGGAAGGGGAAUGGGGAUUUUUUUUUUCUUUUUGUAUUUUAUUUAAUUAUGAGCUGCCGUUUAUUUGUCAAUGUGUAUAAUACAUACAUUCGCGUUGAAUGAUAUAUUCUGCGCGUAGACUUGCAAAA
Molecule: messenger RNA, 2291 nt
Organism: Spizellomyces punctatus DAOM BR117
Lineage: Eukaryota; Fungi; Chytridiomycota; Chytridiomycetes; Spizellomycetales; Spizellomycetaceae
Product: small GTP-binding protein domain
Exons: 4
Coding region: 226-2145 (639 amino acids)
Biological process (GO): ribosomal large subunit biogenesis
Cellular component (GO): nucleolus
Molecular function (GO): RNA binding; GTPase activity; GTP binding
Source: RefSeq, a predicted model, not a curated record